UUUCGAUGAUUUUACAAUUCUUUCAUAUUGACGAAUCCUACCAGCAGAAUUCAUCCACAGAUUUUUAGGUAGUCUCUGCACUAGAAUGAAUUGAAUCAUGAACGACAGUUGUGCUGGCUGCAUGCUGGCUGUGUGCUGGCUGUCAGCUCCUCUACAACAGUAAAAACAUCCGAGACAAUGAUAUCUCAGCCCAGACCAAUAAAUCCCGAGCGCGAUUGUAUACAGACCGACGCGCCCCAAGCUUGGGAAGGAUUACUCAUUGAACCUCGGCAUCUCGGGUAACUCAUUGAAACCACGACCUUGAACUUAGCUUGCCAACGAACGUGUAACAAACAGACCUCAGCACCUGCACCGCCGUGACCGAUCAUUCACUAUAUAGAAGUGCUCUUCUACCUUGCCUUCCAUUGACCUCCGCCGACCGCGCCAGAUCACAAAACCCCAGAAACGCAGAAGCACUCCUCAGAAGACCAGGAUGCCGCUCGCCACAUCAGAAUACGUGAGCAACGUAUGGAGGGAGGGUAUAUUCGAUGACAAGGUCGUGUUUUGCACAGGCGGAGCUGGUUCGAUUUGCUCGGCCCAAGUUCGUGCAAUGGUCUACCUCGGCGCAAACGCAUGCAUCAUCGGCCGCAACGUCGAGAAGACGGAGAGAAUGGCCAAAGACAUAGCUACUGCCAGAAAAGGCGCAAAAGUGCUUGGGCUGGGUGCUGUCGACGUGAGGAAGCCGGAAGCGCUGGACGCCGCUGCAGAGCGAUGCGCGAAAGAGCUGGGUUCCAUUGACUUUGUAAUUGCGGGAGCAGCGGGGAACUUUCUUGCGAGUAUUGACAACCUGUCAGCGAAUGCGAUGAAAUCAGUCAUAGACAUCGAUGUGCUAGGAUCCUACAACACAGUCAAAGCAACACUCCCCUAUUUGGUCGAAUCGGCCGCGAAAUACAAGACGGAUGGCAAAACACCUCCUGCCAAGGGCACAGGAGGCCGCAUCAUAUUCGUCAGUGCAACUCUGCACUACGCAGGAACGGCCAUGCAGAGCCACGUAUCAGUUGCUAAGGCGGGAAUCGAUGCUUUAUCUGUCAACAUUGCUAUUGAGCAAGGCCCUCGAGGGGUUACCUCGAACACUAUAGCCCCUGGAGCUAUCGGCGGUACUGAGGGAAUGGACAGGUUAUCAAGAAAGGAGGAUCGCGAAAGGUCUGCAAAGAUGAUCCCUUCACAAAGGAUGGGAACGGUCAAGGAGAUUGCGGACGCUACCAUUUACCUGUUCUCGGAUGCUGGAAACUAUGUAAAUGGCGAAACCAUUGUCGUGGAUGGCGGACAAUGGCAUAUGGGGGGCAUUGACAAAGGAGGAUUCGAAUACCCAGAUUUCUUGCUUUCGGGCGAAACAGUCACAGGCGUUGCAGGUGGAAAGAAGGCAUCCAAGCUGUAG
Periconia digitata is the source of this 1417-nucleotide messenger RNA. Lineage: Eukaryota; Fungi; Ascomycota; Dothideomycetes; Pleosporales; Periconiaceae. The record is from the annotation of a GenBank genome assembly.